GAUCUAGGACUUUCCAAAGUAGGCCGCGCUAACGAACGUGAAACUUUCCUCAUUACCAACCCAUGUGGCACAUAUGGUUACUGUGAUCCUGCGUAUCGGGAUACUGGUGUACUCACAAAAGAAUCUGAUGUUUAUUCAUUUGGGGUUGUAUUAUUUGAAGUCUUAUGCGGGAGGUUGUGCUUUAAGAACGUAGAUAAUGAACAUAGGUUUCUAGCCCCUUUGGCCCGACGCAAAUCUGAAGAAGGCAAAGUACAUGAGAUUAUUGAUCCUGCUAUGAUGGAGCAAUUACCCUCGGGUUCAUGGAAUAAGAUAUCGGAAAUUGCCUAUAAAUGCUUGCAUAAUGCACGGAAAAACCGACCCUCAAUGGGUUGGGUGGUAAAGGAACUCAAGCAAGCAUUGGAAGUGCAGGUUUUGUAUUGUAGCACCAUGGAUCUUAAAAUGGAAAAGAUUGGGGUUGAAAUGAUUGUCCAUGAGAUUUUCACAAGGCUUCCUGCCAAAGCUAUAGGUCGUUUCAAAUGUUUAUCGAAAUUUUUUCGUAAGGAACUGUCAAAUCAUAAUUUUGAGAUUAUGCAUUCUCGGCGAAUUCUAAGUUCGCUACAAAAGAAACUUCUAUCCUUGAAAGAUAACUCAAUUAUUGUUGACAACAUAGUAGGCGGGAAUUUAGAAGCCGAUACAAGCAAAACCAUAAAUUCUCCAUUUAAUGUCCAUCCUUCUUUCUUACGUAUUAUAGCUUCAUUUAAAGGCCUGCUAUUAGUUUGCAAUGAAAGGAUUUGUUGUGAGCUCAUACUUUGGAAUCCAACAACGAGGCGCUUUAAGUUUUUGUCCGACGACUACUUUAAUCUUAAUUUCGUUCUAAACUCUGAUACAGGUGGAAUGUAUUUUGACGACUCCAAUGAUCUCAAAGUUCUUCACAUCAAACGUUACCGUAAUGUUGUUAAUGCUCGUGUUUAUUCACGACGCCGUGAGUCUUGGAGAAUGAUAAAUUCGUUGAACAUAACUAAUUUUGCUUCACUACAUUACUCAUGGUCUCACGGAAUUUAUUCCGGGAAAACCAUAUAUUUCAUGGUUUCCAACAAUUGGUUUCCACCAGGUGAGAGACACAUAGUGGCCUUCGAUGUUUUUUCUCAAUCUUUCAGCACACUUCCUUUUCCCGAGGUUAUGGAAGUGAAUCAUUGGCAAGGACAUUUUUUGAGCAUUGCAAGGAAGCUGCAUGUGAUUGUCGUUGGAUGGGCUGAUGGGCUAUUUGCUGAUUUGUUCAAAUUUGAAGAUGAGACGUGGAUCAAGGUGUUUUCUUUCAAUAAGCCUCAUAUAGUUGAUUAUCUUGAAAGGCGUCGAAGGACCAAUAUAAUUCAAGACAACAAGUGGCUCAUAACAAGCAUUUGGGGUGAUAUUGUUGAAGUUGACCUGUGCAAUGAAUCUUUCAAGUACCUCCAACAUGUUGACGACUACAGCGGUCCGAAAGGAGCCUUAUUUAUCGAGACCAUUGUUUCGCCUAUAGAUUAGAAAUUAUUAUUGUAUGAUACAUUGAUUUGUGUGUGUUUUUUCGAACUUUGUUUGUUGUUUCAAGUUUUUGAUAAUAUAUCCUUUCUUAAUUUGAAUAAUAAAAGAACUUCUU
This is a messenger RNA of Helianthus annuus (common sunflower), 1615 nucleotides long. Its product is annotated as F-box/kelch-repeat protein At3g06240-like. The record is from RefSeq and is a predicted model, not a curated record. Lineage: Eukaryota; Viridiplantae; Streptophyta; Magnoliopsida; Asterales; Asteraceae. The transcript has 2 exons. The coding region runs from base 274 to 1503 and encodes 409 amino acids.